ACCAACAAAAUUACUAAUAUGAGAUAUUAAACUUUCCAACAGAUUUUUCUUGUUAAAAUAAAAAUUCACGUAGCGGUCAUGUGCGAUUUCAGUCGAUGAAUAUGGAUUUGCAAGAGGUAGAGAGCAGCGUGAAUCUCACCGAAGAAUUUUUCGGUUAUUACUACGACGAAGCCGGAAAUUCCCAUAAAAUCAAAAGAUUCACUUGGAAAAACGAAAAUAAAAUUCAAGUGAAGGUCAUAAAUUAUGGAGCACGAGUUACUUCGAUCUGUUUUCCGGACAGGAACGGUGUAGUCGAUGAUAUCGUAUUAGGAUUCGACGAUUUAGCGGGUUAUAUAUUCUACAGCAAAUACUACUUCGGAGCUACCAUCGGUAGGAUGACGAAUUUGGUGCAAAAUUCGAAAAUAUUCAUCAAUCGGAAACAAUCAACCGUUAAAUCGAACAUGCCGGGCAACCACCAGAAGAACGGCGGUCAAUUCGGCUUCGACCAAAAGGUCUGGGAUUCCCACAUCGAAGGCAAGAAGGUAGUGAUGACGUACGUCAGCCCUAACGGAGAGGAAGGUUAUCCGGGAAACCUGAUGACCCAAAUAACCUUCGAAUUAUCCGAAAGAAACGAAUUCAAAAUCAACAUCGAGGCCAUGUGCAGUCGGCCUACCGUCGUCAACUUGUCCAAUUUGACCUACUUCAACCUGGCCGGUCACCACGCCGGACCCGACCAAAUCUACAAGCACAUUUUAACCCUAAACUGCAACUGCUUUACAGUCCAAGACGAAAACGGCUUCAGCACCGGCGAAAUUCAAAACGUCGUGCACACCACCAACGAUUUUCAAAUACCCAAAACCUUAGGAACAGUCAUCGGAAUAACAGCUAAAGACGGUUUCAACCAGAACUUUUGCGUGAACAAAGGCGUCAACCAAGACGAAUGCUUCGUAGCCAGAGUACUCCAUCCGCCAAGCGGUAGACUUAUAGAAUUGUACAGCAACCAAUACGGCGUGCAAUUGGACACGGGCAAUCUGUUCGGCUACGGGCUGGUACAAUCCGUGGAGGAGCUCCUGAUGAACGCCGACGCGGAGAAAAAUCGCGGCGCGACGAGCGACAGGAGCAGUUACAGCAAAAGGAACCACACGGAGCGCAGCAGCAUGUCCGAGAAGAGCGAGUCCAGCGGAAAGACCGAUCGCAGCGAAUUGCAGAGCAACAGAAGGAACGUUAGCAUGAAAAGCGGCAAAAGCGGAGCGAGUAGCGGUACGGAACCUUCGGAACCGUCGCAGCAUCUCAGCGGGCAAGAGGACGAAAAAAGCAUCGGCACCAAAAAGAGUAUAGUUACUGAAAAAAGUCUGGGCGGAACUGAGAAGAGCCUGGCGGAAACUGAAAAAAGCUUGGAAGCUGAAAAAAGCGAGGAAACGCAUUUCGACUCCGUUUUGAAACUCGUCGAUGGUAUGUACGGUAAACUCGAGGAGAGCCUCAAGAAAGAUAAGGAAACGGAAUUCACUGAAAUCAGGGAAAUCAUUAACAUGCUUCGAAACUCCACCAAUAAAAUCGAAUUGGUCACCGACGAUUUACCUGUAGACAUCCUAUGCGACGAUUUCGAGGCGCUCAGCAAGAUUUGCUUCAGCUCCAAGCUAUUCGACUAUCUAAAACUAAUGAAAAAUUCCUUAGACGAACAAGAAGACGAGGAAGAUACCACUGCCUGGUUAAAGAAGAUCGUCGACAGCAUCAUCCAGUAUUGCGAGAAUUUGAAGAAAGAACCCAACGAAUUUCUAAACGAUAACGCACCAUUCGAGAAACACCCGGUACCACCGACACCGCCGCCUUCCAUCAACGUGGCGGCUUCUUCGAGGAAAAAAGCGAACGCCAACAACAAAGUCCCGUCGUACUACCAAAAUUCCGACAGGAUCAUUGGAAAGGGCCAUCGCCUUUACACCAUGCACGGCGGCAUCGCCUUGCAAUCCCAAAACUACCCGAACUGCGCCAACAUACCCCAUUUUCCCAACUGCACGCUGAAACCGGGCGAGAAAUACCGGCACACCAUCACCUACAAAUUCUGGAUCCGAACCGGCAACCCCAGCAGGUGGAUCAAACGAAACCAGCACGAGAUGGCGCUCAUGCAGAAAGCCAACGCGCGUUGACCGAGCCGUUUGUAUUGUUGCGUUUUUAAUAAAAAUCGC
Phyllotreta striolata is the source of this 2162-nucleotide messenger RNA. NCBI's taxonomy places the organism in Eukaryota, Metazoa, Arthropoda, Insecta, Coleoptera, Chrysomelidae. The record is from the annotation of a GenBank genome assembly.